This is a messenger RNA of Myxocyprinus asiaticus (Chinese sucker), 1736 nucleotides long. RefSeq names its product cerebellar degeneration-related protein 2-like. The transcript is spliced from 5 exons. Bases 125 to 1381 code for a protein of 418 amino acids. Lineage: Eukaryota; Metazoa; Chordata; Actinopteri; Cypriniformes; Catostomidae. The record is from RefSeq and is a predicted model, not a curated record.
UCAUAUUCUUAAUGAAAUCAUUUUAAGAAACAUAAAAGGAAUAAAAUAAUCAUGUGAAUUUGUUGACAGGAUCUAAACUUGAACUAAACUUAAGGUCUUACUUAUGUAAAACAAUUGACUAAAGAUGCUCACAGACAUGAUAGAAUAUGAAUUUGAUAUUAAAGAAGAAGAACCACGGUAUGACCAUCAAGAUCUGGAACAUGAUCUUCAUUUGGCUGCUGAAUUGGGUAAAAAUGUACUGGAGCGGAACAGAGAUUUAGAAAAGGGACUUCAACAGAUGUACGCCACCAACCAGGAGCAGCUACAGGAAAUAGAGUAUCUAUCCAAACAGGUGGAUUUACUGCGGUCAGUGAAUGAUCAGCAUGCUAAUGUGUACGAGCAGCUGGACAAUUCUGCACGAGACCUGGAGCAGACAAACCAAAGACUGGUCCUGGAGAACCGUGCUGCCCAUCUCAAAAUUUAUGGGCUCACAGAGACUGUGGAAGUGUUGCAGACUCAUGUGGAGGAGCUCCAGGGAAAUGUGAAAGAGCUGAAGUCGGUUUCUGCUGAGCAGACCAGGCCCAGUGCACAGCCAUGUAACGAUCAGGGUCUCACAUGCUACAAAAAGCAGUGCCAAUUACAAAAGCUCUGUUCCCAUGAGCACACCUUCUCUGCCAGCUGUUCUUCUCUGAAGGAGGAGGAGCACUUGGACCUCCUGCGCUCCGUGCAUUCCCUGCAGGCCCAGCUGAGCACAGAGCGUGCUCUGAGAGAGGCCGCAGAGCAUGAAGCUGAUGCUCUGGCACGCGAGCUUAGUGAACUAGAGCCAAAACUGGCACUACUGGGUGGCUACCAGGACCGCAUAGCUGAAAUGGAGACUGAAGUCAAGGAGCUCCGACUUCUUUUGCGCUCUAGCACCCACACCAUCCUGCCAGACACAGUGUUCUUCUCCUCAGAGGACGAAGUGGGCAUGGUCAAACGUAGGAGGUGUGGUUUAAAGCGCUGUUGCAGUGAGAGGCAGUUGUGUAACCCUGUCUGCGAGGAGGGAGGAGCAAUAGACAGUGUCCGCGAGAAUGGGCGGUGCUGUUUUCAACAAGUCGAGGAGGCGAAGCAUCACAGCAUCUCAUUUCUAAAGGAGGUGGAUGCCCAAUACACCGCCCUGCAGGAGAAAUACAACAUGCUACUGCGUCAUAGUGAAACAGGAAUGUUGCCACAGAACCAUAAAGCUGUGCAGACACCACCUGCCAGUUCCAACAAAAUGCACACACACUCCCAGAGUGUAAGCACACAUGACGAUACCCAGCUGCCUAAGUAUAAAGCCUUGUUCCAUGAGAUUUUCGCCUUUAUUCAAAAGAGCAAAAAGGACAUGAAGGAAAACAGGAUCAAGCCCAGUCAGGCUGGAUGAGUCACCACUUUGCGUCUUCUGGAGUUUUUCCAGCCAGUGUGCUAUAGUUGAACCUGGAUUCACUGCCAAAGGGUGUUAGGCUGACUGGAGUAAUUCAUUAGCAAGCUGACUGCCUGAACUUGUAGAGACCUUAAAGGUGUGAUACAGCAUGAUAACACACCUGAAAACACAUCUGCUGUUAUCUGCACUCAGUGAAUUGUACAUAAUAUCCUAUGACUAUUUACUGUAGCCAGCACUUUUGUAAAUGCAAGUUGUAAAUGCUUUUAAUGUUGAAAACAAAAAGCUGCUUCUGUAAACUUAAAAGUACUGUAAGUGAUUUAUGAAUCAAACAUUAAAUCUUUGUGUAUUUUUAUAG